AUGUCAAUUGUGUCAAUGUCAAAAAUUGUUGGUGGUUUCGUGUUGAUGUGUCGACGUGUAAUCGUAUAAAUGCAUUCGCUAAACGAAAAAUAAUGAAAUUAUUACUGAAAUCAGCCGAAAUCGGAACCAAGGACGACCUUUUUAAUUAACGGUUGCAACGUCAGCACGUUUACAAGACCAGAACAGAAUUUUCCAAUUUUUCUUUGCUGUGAUAUUUUAAAAUAGUGCUGGUAAUGAGCAGACUGUUUUAACCUAGGAGGAAAUUAAAUUUGAUUGUAAAACAUUUAAAAUGUUUCACGGCAAAUUAAGAAUACAUACAUGCAGGGUUAUACUCUUAACAUCCCUGGUAUGGUUUCUUGUGGAUGUAGUUAUAUUGAGUUUUUAUUCAGAAUGUUUGGGAAGUUCCUGCAAAACCAAGAGCCCUUCAGCAGAAGGGCUUGUAAGUGACAAUAAGGACUAUGACUCUGGAUUGCUAGAAAAUAAAAUUGAGGAAUUUCAAGAGCAAAGAAAUGUGGUGAGUGAAUCCCAUGGCCAUGGUGUAUCCAUCACAUACCAUCCCUCAGUCCUGAAAAAAUGGCGGCCCGCGCCGAUUGUGUUGACGGCUCAUGGCAAGCCUGGAGAAAAGGGGAAAGCAGUGCACAUUCCUUCAGACAGAGAGGAAGAAAUGAAAGAAAAAUUCAAAUUAAAUCAGUUCAACUUGCUGGCAAGUGAUAUGAUUUCUUUGAAUAGAAGUUUGCAGGAUGUGAGAUUAGAAGGUUGUAAGAGUAAAGUCUAUCCCAGACUUCUACCAACUACGUCCAUAGUUAUUGUAUUUCAUAAUGAAGCUUGGACCACUUUACUCCGAACAGUUUGGAGUGUCAUUAAUAGAUCACCGAGGGCUUUAUUAAAGGAAAUAAUUCUGGUAGAUGAUGCCAGUGAAAGGGAUUACCUGGGUAAAAAACUUGAAGAAUAUGUAAAAAAAUUGCCAGUACCCGUUUAUGUUUUAAGGACCCAGAAAAGGUCUGGUUUGAUAAGAGCCAGGUUGCUUGGUGCUGAGAAGGUGACUGGUCAGGUAAUAACAUUCUUGGACGCGCAUUGCGAGUGUACCGAAGGCUGGCUAGAACCUCUUUUGGCACGUAUAGUGGAAAACAGGAAAACGGUAGUGUGCCCCAUUAUUGAUGUUAUAUCAGACGAAACUUUCGAAUAUAUUACUGCCUCAGAUAUGACUUGGGGAGGAUUUAAUUGGAAGCUGAAUUUUAGGUGGUAUCGGGUAUCUCAAAGGGAAAUGGAUCGCAGAAAGGGAGACAGAACGGCACCCCUACAGACUCCCACAAUGGCCGGAGGGCUUUUCUCGAUAGAUAAAGACUAUUUUUAUGAAAUCGGGUCUUACGACGAGGGUAUGGACAUUUGGGGAGGAGAAAACUUAGAAAUGAGUUUUAGGGUGUGGCAGUGUGGCGGUAUCUUAGAGAUAAUCCCUUGUUCUCACGUGGGGCACGUAUUCAGAGACAAAUCGCCCUACACCUUCCCCGGUGGAGUAUCGAAAAUAGUUCUGCAUAAUGCCGCUAGGGUCGCCGAGGUGUGGAUGGACGAAUGGAAAGAGUUUUAUUACAUCAUGAGUCCAGGUGCAAAGAACGUGGCUGUAGGAGAUAUUUCCAAGAGACUCAAGCUCAGGAAAGAUCUUAAAUGUAAGAACUUUAGGUGGUACCUGGAGAAUAUUUAUCCAGAAUCGCAAAUGCCUUUGGAUUAUUAUUAUUUGGGUGAUAUUCGAAACUUAGAAACGCGUAAUUGCCUCGACACGAUGGGUCGGAAAUCCGGGGAAAAUCUAGGCAUGACAUACUGUCACAACAUGGGCGGUAAUCAGGUGUUCGCUUACACUAAGCGACAACAAAUCAUGAACGAUGACAAUUGCUUGGACGCAAACAGUAAAAAUGGACCUGUCAAAUUGGUUCGGUGUCAUGGCAUGGGCGGUAACCAAGCUUGGGUCUACGAUGAAGUGGAUAAGAGCAUCAAGCAUGUCAACACGGGCAGCUGUCUGCAAAAGCCCGACCCAAGUGACGUAAAUUUACCGCUAUUAAGGCCCUGUAACUACGGCGAGGGCCAAAAAUGGAUCAUGGAGAGCGACUUUAAAUGGCAGGCAAAACGCCAUCAGGAGGAGGAAGAGAGAUAGGAAUACGGGAAAGCCGUCGUGUACACACAUGUGAUAGGAGUGCGAGUGAGAGAGAUAGAGGGCGUGAUUGGUCUGAAUGGGGUUAAAUAAUACAAAAGACAUCCAACUCCAUUUCAGACCAAGAAAAAGUGUUUGUUAAUCAUUGUUGUUAACACGAAAUAUUUUAAACAUCUUACGAGAGUUCCUUGAAGACAUGAACUACAAUAUAAUUCCAGUUUCGUAUUUAAUUAUAAAUUUUUAUUUUUUUAAUAGAAUCAGCGGUCUUGCCAAUAUGCUCGCGCUGGUCCAAUACUGAUUAACAUUCCGUUAUAUUAUUUUAAAGUGAUUAAUUUCUUAAUUAAUUUUAUUCCAUAAUACUUUUCAGUUUUUUUUUAACGAAUACUUAUUACUCUAGAAGUUAAUGUCGCGACUGCCAUUUUGUAAAUAUAUUUUUAAAAAGGCGGAAAAUAUUUUAACGCUGUGAAAGAGUGGGAGAAAAUUCUAAGUAUUGGAUUAUAUAAUAUAUACACUUUCUAAGCAUAACAGUAAUGUUCCAUACAAGUUCAAGAUAUUGCUUUAGAUGACAUCUGUUUCAAUAAUGAGUUAAAACUCUUAUAACCUUCACUUAAUGAAGGUUCUGUGCAAGUGAUCAUCAGAAAGUUACAAGUGCAAUUUUACAUUAAAUGCGCAGCUUAUUAAAAAAUUUAAUCGCAAUAUAAACACAAUUGAAGAACUUACGUUUAAUAUUUUCGUAAACUAAAACGUCUACCACGAAAAUUCCGCCCUCUGUACGUUUUCUUUAAUUUUUAGCAAAGAUCCUUAACCCUUUCAAGACAUAUUUUUAAAUUUUAAAGCUAUUUCAUUUAAAACUGAAAAAAUGAAGUGAUCAGAUCUCACAAACAUUAAAAAUAGUCCAGAUAUUUUUUCCAUUUGGAAAAAAAGGAAUUAGUAGGUGGUAUCACCAUGAUACCACCAAGCACUAAAAUUAUACAAUGCAGAUAUGUCUGAAACAUAUAUCUUUAAAGAGUUUAAACUAAAAACUUACAACUUAUUUGCUAUGAUGUUAUUCAAAGCAAUUUUUUUUGUCAGUGAGACACAAACCGCAUUACGAGUACUGCACGACCAUCGUGUACGGUGUUGUUCCGCUUUUGUGCCGCAAAAUGCACAUCUUCUCGAAGACGAAUAUUUUGGCAUAUGAUCAGCUUGGUCUGUGCGCUUUUCCAGAGGAAUGUUUACUUUGAAUUUGUUAGAGGGCAUCUCAGUACUUGGUCUACCUCUUCGGGGAUUUUCAGAAGCUGCACCAACCAACCCACUUGCUACACACAAACGAACACUUUUCAAAUCUAAGGAUUUUUCCUUACACCUUUUAGUGUAUAGAAUAUAUGCAUUGACUAUGGUGACAUCAACAAAAUGCCACAUAAUUCUGUGCCACCAUUUUCGACUUUUUCUAUCCAGUUCAUAGGUUGAUUUUAGCAUAUCAGCUUUAUCAACAUAUCCCAUAUUUACAUUGUAGUCCUUUAUAAUGACAGGGCAUGCAAUCGUUUCUCUCUCUCCAUCCUUUUUCUUUCUCUCAACGGUCUCUAUUAUUCCCGGCAUGUGAAAAUUACUUGCCACUGCAACUACUCUUUUUUAUCCUUUCAUUUCCAAAAUGUAAUCCCAUCAUCUGUUACUCGAAAGUCACUCUCUCCUCGUUUCAAUGCUUUGUCUUAUUUCACAUCAGUUGGUAUUCCUACACGAUUUUGCCUAAUUGUUCCACAGGCAUAUAUUUUAUCUAAUUUUAGUUGCCACAAAAGCACUAAAGAGGUAAAAUAUUUAUCAAAAUAGACAAAAAGAUGACCAUUCACUAAUGAUGUUGUAAGGUCAGUUACCACCCUGGCACCCAAAUGGUUUUCUGCAUUUUUUUCAAUUUUUCCCGUAUAAAUUUGAAAAUGAUAUACAUAUCCACUCUCCGAUGCUCUAACCCACAUUUUAUACCCACGCUUGAUCGGUUUAUUCGGCAUAUACUGGUGCAGGGAAGAUCGUCCUUUGAAUCUAAUCAUUGAUUCGUCGAUGGAAACGUUUUUCGUUGGUUUAUAAUAUUUCGCAUAAUUUUCUGAUAGAAUCUGUAGAAUAGGCUAGACUUUGUAUAACUUAUCGUAUUGGGAUCUCCGCAUUUGGGCUGCAUUAGGUUAUCAUUCAAAUGAACGUUUCCUAACAACCAAUCAAUCUUGUUCUGGGUAUAAGACUUUAAAUAUAGUUAUCCCGAAGCUCAAUCUGCGUCGACCAGAAGUGAAGAGGGUAGACGCUUUAUUCCCAUGAGUAUAUUUAUCGCAAAAAAUAUCUUCAUUUUCAUAGUAUUCGUGGGUGUGAAAAGUUUUCCGGAACGAGCGCUUGCUUGUGUUGCGUACAGGUUGGUUUGGAAAACGAUGUGGUCAAACAAACUGUCCGGAAACAGACACAAAAAUACUCAACAGGGAGCUCAAUGUCGUCUGAUAUAUUGCAAGGUCCAGAAUCCUGGGAAAAUUCUUGGGGUGCCGUGUUGUUUGUUGCAACUUUUUUCCAAACAAAUUUAUCUAAACUAAGUUUUUUCUGCAAAUCUGAAAGGGGUAUGAAGUCAUCGUUGCUAUAAGAACUAUCACUAUUAGAGGCUCUCUCAGGGUGAAUACCAACAUUAUCAUUUUAAUUAGUGGCGUGGUGCAUAUCCACAUCAAUGGUAUCUUGAUCUGACCCAUUUUGAUCAUCCGAUUCAUUUCCUGAAGGUAUGUCCUCUUCAUAUCUCAUAUUUUCAAAUUCUUUGUAAGACCAUUUUUUCUCAGAAACAAAAUCCCCAAUCAAUUAGUUAUCCAUGUAAGCACCUAACUUGUAAUUCAAUCAAAAACAAAAGUAUAUGCCCACCAAUAAACAAACAUACCAACAACAUACUAGCCCACCAACCAAUAUUAGUUGAAUAGUUUUUUCAUCGACUUCCAUCCCGCCGCAAACUUCACAAUUACCGAAUUGACGGCAGAGCAACUAACCCAGCAAAACAACCAAGUUAUUAAAAAACAAAAAAAUACACCCACAAAUUACACAAACACACCGCCAAACAUACAAAGAAAAAAUCCAGAAUCAUUGAAAAUAUUAGGCAUUGAUUGCUUUGUGGUAUCAAUUGACACCACGUUAAUUUUAUUCAAAGCAACCAAUAAAAAUAUAUAAAAUCACUUGUGCUACUAUGAUAUAACAUAAAACAAUACCUAAUACAACAAAAUAUGGUACUUACUCGCCAUUCUGUCCUUAUUUUUUGAAAUAAACACUCAAUUUAUGACCACGAAUGGUAUUGACCUUCAAAUUGCAAACACAAAUCUAUAAAUGUCAAACAAUAAGCUGUUAGCAACGGCGUCCCAUUUAAAUUAUUUUUUUCCUACUAGAUGGCAAUAUAGUGCUACUUCUUAUACGGCGGUAUCGGCAGAUAACCGCUCCGCAGCGUCGUGAUAAAUUAUUAAAAAGGUGGUUUCAUGACACCACAAAGCUUGAAUUGGUUAAGCAUGAGGCGUAGUGGGAUAAUAAAAAAGCACCAAGCGAAACAAAAGGAACCAAAAUUGAGAACGCAGCAUAUUUUUAGGAUGGAUAUAUUAAUUGAUUUCUAUAGGUUGUAAACCACUUUAAUGGUCCCGUAUAAAUGAAUACGUCAUUGUCGUCCAACAUGCCGCGUUUUUUUAAACCCAUUAUUCAACACGUUGACUGCCUAUAAGUAUUUUGUGCCCUUGUUCAGAAGCCGUCGGGACUAUUUGCAAAAAGUAGUUCGAAAAUAGGAUUUUUAAUACUUUGUAUGAUUAAUAUUGUGUUUUUUUUUGCUUUUUGGGCCUAAAUCUACUUUGACUCAAUAGCUGAGUCACCGGCCCCUGAGGUAUAUUUCUCCUAGAAUAUGCCGGUGACUCAACAUUUGAGUCAAAUUUUAAAGUCAGAAUUAAAAUAAAAAACAAAGAACUUUUAACAGGUAUAUUUUAUAUUAUGUAUUGCACGUGUAAUUCUUAUCACUAAAACUUUGCAAACACAUAACGUAGCGAAAAAAAAACAUAAAUAAUUAAUUUUUCUUAGGAGUAAAUCACAAAAAAUAAUAACAAAAUUAACAUUUUUUAAAGAACAAAUGAAAAAAAGACCUAUUUUUCAUCGUGGUAGAUUCGAAAGCAAUUUCCGAGGCAAAGACCUGGCUUAUCUGGAUAAACCGGGCAGAAAAAUGGCGUGUUCUUGCGCAUUUUCUGUGUAUAACAAACCCUGCAUCUCUUUCUCAUUUGACGACCUUUAUUAUCCAUUUCACAUUUUUCAGGCAAAUGACUAGGCUGGUUUUGUUUGACUUUAGGAGGCUCAGGUGGUUUUUCUUUGGCUUCAGACAACAAAUUCUUUAUAAUAUUAUGCCUAUAAUCAUAGUAGCUUAACUUUUGCUGAGUAGAAUAUUUGUUAUAAAGGUGAUAACUAUUAAGCAGCAUCAUUGAUAUCAGAUGAAUAGCAAGCUUCUUAUACCAUCUGAUGGUUUUUCUUUCGCUGGCAUAAUAAGCAAGCAUCUGAUCUUGCCUGUCGAUUCCUGACAUGUUUUUAUUAUAAUUAAUGAUAGCAUUUGGCUUUUCUUUUUCCUCGUUUCGUCUAUUUGGUUGCUUGAUCAGUUCCCCACUAAACUCUGUAGAUAUAAAUAAAACCUUCCUUUUGUCACGCCAUUUACCCACUGCAAUGCCUUUAGAGUACUUUGUAAUAGAUUCACCUUUUUUAAGUUUUUUAGAACUCACUUCGGGAGGAUUUCCUUUCCUGUUCAGCCUUAAGGUUCCAGUAGCAUAGGUUUUUUUUUAAAAUUAGCUCUUUACAUAGUGCAAUCGAGUUAUAGUAAUUAUCCAUGUAUAAGGAAUGGCCCUUAUCAAGAUAAUUCUUUGUCAAACUUAAAACAACGUUUGCUGCAUGCCCUAAUUCUCCCUUCAUAUCUUUUUCGUCUCCAGUAUAUAUCCUAGCUUUUAACACAAGCCCAUCAGGUUCUGACAAAAUAUACAGUUUCACCCCAAACUUGUGCUUUUUAUUUUUAAUAUACUGGCGAAAAACCAGUCUUCCUCUCCAUAGCACCAUGGACUCAUCUAGUGAUAGCUCCUUGUUUGGGUAAUAGAUCUUGUCAAUUCUGUCAUUGAAGAAAUUUUGAAGCCAUCUUAUCCUGCACAAACGGUCACCAUAAUCUGGGUCACCUCUUUCGGGAUUUUUAGAAAAAUGUAAACAUCUUAGAAUGACUAGAAAUCGAUUUCGACUCAUGUUAUUUCUGAAACAAGACAGAUUAUACAAUUCAUCGGUCUUCCAGUAGUCCUGCAAACGGUUUAGCUGAAUAUUGCCCAUGUGAAGCCACAGACCCAAAAAAGUUUUCAGUGUUGGCACUGUCAACGGCUUCCAUUCAGUGAUUCUUGAUUUCUCUUUUGUUUCUUUACUUAAAAAGAGUUGUUCGGCAUAGUUGUUAGUUUCGGUAGCAAUAUGUUCCAGAAAAUCGUCUGUGAUAAACAAUUGAAAAAAAUCGAUGGGGUUGUCCGAGGUUAAAUUUACUCUAAGUCCAGGCACACCCGAAAAUAAAAAGUCAUUUUGAUUAGGCACAUCAGUCCAGGUUGGAAUAUCACUGUUACUGUUUUGAACACUAAUCGUCUCAUUAUUCUCAAAGUCGGUAAGGCUUGCAUCCUCUAAAGCGGCAACAUCGGGCAAUUCGUUUUCGUCGCUUGAACUCUCAUGAUCAGUAGGCUCGUAUUCACUGCCACUGUCGACGAACGGGUCCUCCUCACUUUCUGAUAAAUACAAAAGUUCUUCUUGUUCAGAUAAUGUCAGGGGUCUCAUCAUUUUGAAAUCUGUAUGCCUCCGUUUAGGCCGAGAAGGACCUGGAUUUUCUUCAUCCAUGUCAGGAAAACUACUUAUCACCAACCAAAACCGAUUUCGAAAAAACACGUGUUUAUAAGUACACUUGCGACCGGUGAAACGAGACGUAUCCCCUGCGGAAGCCGAGACAAUACUAAACUCAUAUACUAAAGCCAUGCACAUGACUCAACAGUUGAGCCACUGGCCAUAGGAGGGGUACCGCCGUGACUCAUAUGUUGAGUCAUUGGCAGUGAACGUGUUAACUAACGGUCCUGUGUCGUAGUGCCGCACAAGGCCUCUGCACAGACCGCCGCGUGCGUCGUAUCCACAUACAGGUAUAUGCAAUGUUUCUCGCUUGGUGUAUUUAAAGCGCGCACAUUUAUAUUGGUGUUUCGACAACUCUGGCAUAGGAGAACAUUUACCAAAAAUGGCCUAUAGAAAUAAAGUAUACUUUUUUGUGGGCGUAAAUUUUUACUUGAAUAUAAAAUAAGCAAAAAUUAACGUUUUUAAACGAACUUUUAAGAAAUAUAAACUCUAAAAACAAAAUAUUUAGGAAAUCUUUUGUAGUUUAUAAAAGCAUUCUUUGCAUAUAUGCGGUUUUUCGGAACAUCCGAUGCAUAUGCAACGUGUCGCAAGACAGGAAUCUCCGUAACCAUGAGAGUUAGGAAGUUGGUUAAAUGGGAAGAAUGUAGCGGCUUUGGGUGCUCAUUAACAUCCCGCUUUGAAAUCUAAAAAAAUCCUAGUAGUUCCGGAAGUAUCUGAAAAAAAACGAAUUUUCAAAAAAUCAUCUGCUGAGUUUAUUACAAAAGAUUUUUGAAGACAAAUGACACUUUCUCAGACACAUUUUAUCCUCUUUAAGAUGCAGUUGUUAAAUUUUAGAUCCGACGUUUCGUCUUCAGGCUACCAUCAUUAUUAUUUUUUUCAAAACCUGGUUUUUCAUUAUCAGAUAUUAAAAGUGCUUUUAAUUCCGAAUUCCACGGUGAAUCACAAGUUGUGGUUCAAUUAUAUUUUAGACUUUUUUUAAGCAUUACUAAAUAUCUUGAGUUUAGUUGUGGGAUGGGAUCGAAGGAAUAAAAACAAACGUCACUUUAUGUACUGGCCAACGUUUCGCAAUAAUUUUAUUGCUUCAUCAGGGCCCUAAGGUAACAAAAAAGACACAAUAAAAAGGAUUAUUAUAUAUAAACAAAAUUUAACUUUUUGGGGUUAUGUUGAUACCACCAAAAAAGAAAAAAAACAGAAAAACAAAAAAAAAAAAAAAAAAAAACAAAAUCUUAGAUUUGAAAUAAAAAAAUUACACAACAAAAAAAAAUGAUAAAAUUGCUUACAUAACAGUGUGAUUUUGCUUGUCAAAAAAAAUCAUGUUUACAGGACACACAGGUAACAUAGAAUAUAUAAAAUAUUGUUUUUUUAACAAAAACGGUUUAAAUUGAAUAUAAUCUUCAAAAAAAUAAAAAAGAAUUUAUUGAACAUUCAAUCUGGGUGCAACACACAAGACCUGCAGGCAAGGUAACAAAAUGGGUUUCUUUCACGAAGUUAGACAGCUACAUGGUGAACACAUAGUAUCGAAUUUGAAACUUUGGGCAACUAACAACCGUAAACUGGCGAGUUAUGAAAACCGAAAAAAAUUUUUACUUAGAUGUCGUAGUAAUAAUGUUCUACCUAAUCAUAUUCUACAAACCUCAAAAUGUUUAGAAAAUUUAAUGUUAGAUAACAGCCCUUUUACUAACAAAUUUCAUAAAGUUCUACUUAAAUUUCAAAAAUCCAUUAUUAACUUAGAAAUCGAGCAUAGUCACUGGAAAUGCAAUAAAAUUAAACAAUCAAUUAAUACUUUAAAAAAUACAGUGCAUGGUAAUAUUUCUAAUGAAAGGUUCCAAACUUUCUGCAAUUUUCAAGAUCGUUUUUUUAAUAUCACUUGCAAUAAAUUAAAAAAUAAUCAAAUAAAAAAGUUCAAAUCUUUACUUAGCAAACAACGUAAUGAUAGUUGCAUGUCCAGUUACAAUGUUAAUGAUAAAUGGAUUAUCAAUUUAACAAAUAUAGACAUUCCGAAUGAUGUAAAAUACCUAUUAAGUUUAGGAGAUAAAUUUAAUCUUCCUUACCCCACUAACAAAGUGCCAAUCGAACAGCUGAUCAUAGACAUUGAAUACAUUUUUGAAAAAUUUGAUGAACCAAAUAGGAUUGACUUACGUAAUAGGUGUAUAAAUAUUAUUACAAACCAUAUUAAGUCAAACAAAUUUUACAAAAAUACUAACAAUAAUUUCAAGAAAAGUACAAGUAAAACUAUACAAUUUAUACGUAACCAUAAAGAGCUUGUAAUCACGAAAGCAGAUAAGGGUAAUUGCACCGUAAUCCAAAACAAGUAUGACUUUGACCAAAGGAUAGUUAAUGCUCUCAAUGAUACUGAAACUUAUAAAAAAUUAAAUAAAAAUCCUACCAUGAACAUUCAAAGUAAAACUAACAAAAUUAUAUCACAACUUUUUGAUAAAAAAAUGAUAUCGAUUGAACAACAAAAAUGGUUAAAAAUUAAUAAUGGUGUCGCUCCCAAAAUCUAUUUUUUACCAAAAAUUCAUAAAUUGGGGACACCACUACGACCCAUAGUCUCUUUUACUGGUUCCCCUCUUUACAAUUUAACAAAACUUUUGUCUAACAUUUUACAACAUUUCUUUAUAAAAGAUGAACGAUAUGUGAAAAAUUCUUUUGAUUUCGCUAAUUACAUUAAAGAGCAAACAGUCCCUGAAGGUUAUAUUCUUGUAUCGUUGGAUGUUGUUUCUUUAUUUACUAAUAUACCGGUGGACCUAGUAACUGAUAUAAUCACCCAAAAGUGGCACCUUAUCCGGCCUAAUACAUCGCUAGACCUUGAAACAGUUGUUUUUCUUUUUAAUUUUUGUAUUGAGAAUAAUUAUUUCCAACAUGGUGAAAAUUUCUAUACCCAAAUUUUUGGCCUAGGAAUGGGAAACUGCAUGUCCCCAAUAUGCUCAGACAUUGUAAUGGCACAACUACAAGAUCAGUGUAUUUCUGAACUAUCUUUUAAUGUACCUUUUUUCUGUAGGUACGUUGAUGACAUAAUCACGGCAAUUCCAAAUAAAAAAGAAAACGAAUUUCUAUCAGUCUUCAAUAGUUUCCAUCCACGUUUACAAUUCACUAUCGAACAAGAAAUUAACUGUAGUCUUCCAUUUUUGGAUGUUAAAGUCAUAAGAUCCACAGAUGGUACCAUAAAAACAGUUUGGUAUCAAAAACCAACUUUUUCAGAACGCAUUUUAAAUUAUUUUUCAGAACAUCCUAUGACACACAAAAUAAAUGUAAUAAAAAACUUAAAACAUCGGUGCUUGAGACUUUCUAGUCCAGAAUAUCAUAACAAAAACCUUCAUUAUGUUCAGACAAUUUUAAAGAAAAACAACUACCCCCUAUCAAUUAUUAAAAAAAUAAUUAACGACACCAAGAACAUUACUCAAAAUAUUACACGAAACAAUGAAAAUAAUCAAUUGGCUUAUUUCAAGAUUCCUUACAUUAACACACUUUCUCAUAAAAUUAAAAAGACCAUACAAUCAAAAUCUGAUGUUAUUAAAAUCUCAGAAAGAAGUGAAAACUCGGUAAGAAAACAUUUCUUUACGAAGCUUAAAACUAAAGACGCCUUUGAUUUACAUUCUAACAUUAUUUAUAAAAUACCUUGCUCUGGGUGUGAUGUGUGUUACAUUGGUCAGACGGGUAGAUAUUUGAGGCAGCGCCUAUACGAACAUGAGUAUGAUUGUAGGAAUUUAGCCCUUAAAAAAAAACCCUACUGCUUUAGCUGAGCACAAAAUGAAUACAGGACACAAUUUUAAUUUUGGCAAGACUUCAAUUAUGGGCCAACAGCAGCUUUUUAAAAAGAGACUUCUAGCCGAAAUGAUAAACAUAAAAAAACAUAAUAAUGCGGUAAAUAAAAGAACGGAUAUAGACAAUCUAAGUUCCUCUUAUUUUAAUCUAAUAGAUCAAAUCAAAAUGUAAACUUUUGGGACUGUUUUGGUUCUUAUGACUAAAAAGAAUGCGUCUAUUGUGUUCUCGCAUACCCGGUUUUUCUGGCUAGAUGCUAAAUUAUUAUUGUACACCGUAGAAUCAAUUUUAAAGCAACUGUCUGUGAUACAACCCAUCAAUUUAAACCGUUUUUGUUAAAAAAACAAUAUUUUAUAUAUUCUAUGUUACCUGUGUGUCUUGUAAACAUGAUUUUUUAUGACAAGCAAAAUCACACUGUUAUGUAAGCAAUUUUAUCAUUUUUUUUUUGUUGUGUAAUUUUUUUAUUUCAAAUCUAAGAUUUUGUUGUUUUUUUUUUUUUUUUUUUUUGUUUUUCUGUUUUUUUCUUUUUUGGUGGUAUCAACAUAACCCCAAAAAGUUAAAUUUUGUUUAUAUAUAAUAAUCCUUUUUAUUGUGUCUUUUUUGUUACCUUAGGGCCCUGAUGAAGCAAUAAAAUUAUUGCGAAACGUUGGCCAGUACAUAAAGUGACGUUUGUUUUUAUUCCUUCGAUCCCAUCCCACAACUAAACUCAAGAUUUCAAACCUAUAGGAUCGCAACUAGAAUUACUAAAUAUCUUCAAGCAAUAUUAAAUAUCUUCGAUGCCUCAGCAGAAAGUAGGCUUUGGAAAAAAUUGGUUAUUAUAGAGACAUGCUUUUUCAUGUUUUCGUGCCUAAAACUCAGUACAAUCAAUUUAACGCUGGCUAAUAAAUCUACUCAACAACUUUAACAAACAAUAAUACUACAUAACGUGAGUACAAACACUAAUAAUAAAUAACCAAUAAAAAAUUACAAAAUAGAAGAAUCUACGUCGGUAGUAAAUGUUCAAAAAGAGUUCCCUUAUUUUCUAAGCAUAAAUAGCAUCUUCUUAUCGUGGAUUCCAACACAUUAUUGAGCAUCAUUGGUGUUACAUACUUUCAAAAGCCUCGAACUACUUCUUCGGUUUUAAAAUUAUUCUUGUAAACGUAAUUUUCAACAUACCCUCAAAAAAAGAAAUCUAAGGGAGUAAUGUCGGCGGAACGUGCUGGCCAUUGUAUUCUGGAAUAUGUACUGAUAUGUCUUCUUAAAAAUCUAGUUGAUAGAUAUUCCCUAACUACUCUGGCAUUAUUAAUAAUUCUAUAUAAUCCAAAUAAUUAAUUUUGGCAUUUACAUGAUUUUUUUAAAUAGCACAUUAUUGGGAACAGCCAUUUUUGAAAUGCGGUUUCUUUCUCUCAAUAAUUUGAUAUGAUUAUUUUUUAAAUCGGUUGAUAAAUAAGCCCAUAAAAAAAAAAAGCUAAUUUACAAAAAUGAACGAACAGGAAGCAUUGUAAUGACACUCGUGCAUAUUUUUUUCAAGUGACAUAACACAUCAUAUUUCGUCAAACGUUAUAUUACUAUUUGAGAAUAAAAGAAUAAAUUUUUCAAUAUAAUACUUUUUUCAAUAUCUUAAUACUACAUAUUUUAUUUAACAUUUACCUAACAUAACAUAGGUACACACAAACGGUAAACAAACAGAAAAAAUUUGAGGUUUAUAAAUUGUUUUAAUACAAAACUGUUUACAUGUAUUGUUCGAAGCGACCACCUUCUUGUCGAAUGAAAGUAGAUAUGCACGGGAAUAUAAUGUACGGCAUAUCAAUAUUUUCUUCUUUGUUAAACAUUUCAAAUAUUAGCAAAUUUAUUUAAACAAAUAAAAAUUGAGCUUAACAAGAUGUCAUGUAUUAUGUCAAUUGAAAAAUAAAUGAAGAACGCGUUAAAAUGCAGCCAUUCAAGAAAUCAAAGUCUUCUAUGCUAUUUUUAUUCAUUAAAUGCGUUUAUUUAUGUGUAUUAGUUUUUUUCUCCUUAUGGGCUUAUUUAUCAACCCAUUAGUGCAAACUUAUAAAAAUUGUUUUUUAUGUAUUUUUUCUUUAUGAAUUAGUUAAGUGACUUAAAUAAGAUAUAAAAAAAAUACAAAAAUCAAAUAUUAGUUUUUAUUAGUGUGUUAUGAUCCGUCCCUCAAAAGGGACUCCAUGCAUAAAAUACAUAAAAUUAAUAUUAUUUAGUUUAUAUGGUAAUUUUCGAAACAAUUUUUUGGAUGAAGUCCACAGUCACAUUUUACACAUAUAAAGUUACUUUUCUUCUUGCAUACUUGGUACCUUCGAUCAGAUUCAUUGUACCGAAUUAAAUGUCCUAUAUUAUCAAAUCUAGAGGCUUUAUGAACUGGAAGCGUAGUUUUUCCUCUACUUGGUUUUUUAAAAUAGGACUGUAAAAAACUUAAACCGAAAUUCUAGUAAGGAGGCACAAUUUGCAUCAUUUGGUCUUAGCUUUUUCAUAAGCACCCAGCCAUUUGAGAUGCCUGCAUCUAAUAAAUAUGAAACUAUUGGCCAAUACCAUUUUCGCUGUCGCAUUCUUGUCCUAUACAAAUCAAUCAGCCCAUCCAUUUUAUCAACUUCUCCCAUGUGUUUAUUGUAUCCAGCUAUAAUUUUUGGUUGUGGAAUUUGUUUUUUAGUUUUAGUUUCCUUACACCAUCUAGAUGUGGUAACAAUAUCAUUACUUCCGAAGUUGGUACCCAAUGUCACAACCUUGUUGUCCUUCCAUUGAACAAAAGUAACGUUAUCACAAGAAACAAAACUGUGGCUUCCCCUUGGUUUUGAUUUCCAUGAAGUACAGGAAAUGGACACUUUUCCGUUCGAAUCUCUCUUACUGUUGCCGUUGCAAAAAUUUUAUUUUCCGAGAGAUGGUUCAGUAAACUCAGGCUUAUAAAAUAAUUAUCAAAAAAAUGUUUAUAUCCCUGGUUAGAAGGCACUUCCGAUUUAUGUAGUAAGGACAUAACCACGUCUCCACCAAGACCAAAAACUUUUUCUGCAUCUGAUUUGCCAGUGUAAAUCUCAUAAAGAAAGAAAUCAUCAUAAAGAAAUCAUGUACCUAUUACUACUGCAUAGAGCCCAGUUUUUGAAGCCGAAUCUUAUCAGCUUGCCCUUGAUGUACUCUUUGGCAUAGUGUUUGCCAUAGUAGGGUAUCAUGCUUUCAUCAAUUGAAAGAUGUUCAUCCAAACCUCCGUGUUUUUUGAAAUUCUCAUUCGUGAGUUCAGUAGAGGGCGAAUUUUGUAAAGCCGGUCAGUCCGAUCAAAAUUAGCAUUAGCGUUGAAAUGGAUGUGGCGAAGUAACACUUCAAAUCUAUUUAGUCGCAUGCUAUUUUUUAAAAUGUUUGGUAUAUCUUCUGUUGGAUUCCAAAACAUCCUCUUGUUCGGAUAUUUUGCAUAACCUGAAGGAAGCAUACAGCAUACAAGCAAGUACUCAUAAUUCUUUUGAGAAAUUUCGCUCCUUAUUUUUUUGUUGGCCGUAUUUAUUGGUUUCCUCAACAAUUUUCGAUGUGAGAUCUUCAUCGAAAAACAGUUUUAAAAAAUCUAACGGAUUUUGCUAAUCGAAGAAUUGCCUUGACUUAUACUUGACCCAGGUUUAGAAAGCAGAUCUGCUAAAGGUAUUAGAUCUUCUUCACCAAAAUCAUCUUGUUCAUUAGGUUUGACGAGAUAAACCCUUAGACUUUGGAAAUAGUUGGGCUAGAGGAACUAGAUCUUCUUCGUCAAAAUCAUUUUGUUUUCUGGCUCUUACUUCACAAUUCUGCUGAAGUAUUCCACGGCAUAAGCGAUUUACAUCUCUGAUAUGCUCAUCAUCAGAGCUGUCGCUGUUCUUCUGUGUCUUCGUCUAGGUCAUCAGGAAUUCCAAUGUAAACAUCAAGAUUUUGUUGAACUUCACCGUCAUUUUCUUCAAAUGAUGUCUGCAAUUCAUGCAGAGAUAAUCUGCAAAAUACGAAUUACGAAUUAUACUGAGGAUUGUGUCUAUAGAUAUACAGUGCGAACGUAAAGGUUGGAAUAAAUUCAUUUAAAAUUCAGGGGUAUGUUUAAAAAAAAAACGCUCGGACAUGUCGAUUUUUAUUUUUAACUGCGGGUUUUCUUACUAUAAUUUUAUGUAUACAGGGUGGCCCAAAAAUAAGUUACGGUCAUCAACGUAAUUUUUUUAAAUGUAAACACCUAUUUUUUAUUUUAGAUUUAGGUUCUACAUCAAAUUCUAAGUACAUUUCAUGUACCAUGUCCUAUACCUAAACUCGACCGUUGACGAUUGAACACAAUAAAAGGCUAUUUUUGGAAGAGUUAUUUAUAUCAAGCAAGAAUACAUAAAAAUAUUUUAAUUAAUUUAUUAAGUAUUGAAAAUGGCUGCCACGAACCUCUUGGCAAUAUCCCAGUCGAUGCUGAAAUUCUUGUAAAACGUUAUCGAUAACAGAAGGUUCUAUCAAUCUUAUUUCUUUCGUUAUUCUAAUUUUUAAGUCUUCAAUGUUGUUUGGCCGAUUACCAUAAACUUUGGACUUAAGAUACCCCCACAAAAAAAAAUCUAAAGGAGUCAGAUCCGGCGAUCUGGCCGGCCAUUCAAUUGCACCCCUCCGACCAAUCCAACGUUCAGGGAAAACGGUAUCCAGGUACUGGCGCACGGAACGAGUGUAAUGGGCUGGAGCUCCAUCUUGCUGAUACCAUAAGGAAUUAUCUAAUAUAUCCGAGUCUUCUGGAUCGGGGUAUAAAGUGGCAAGGCAUGGAACCAAGUCAUUUUCUAAAAACUCUAAAUACCUCUCACCAUUCAAGUAUCCCUCAAAGAAAAAGGGCCCUAUAACCCUGUUUUCAAUCACCCCCGCUUAAACAUUUACUUUUUGAGAGACUUGGCUGUGGCACUCCAUCAUCCAGUGCGGAUUUUCAAUAGCCCAAUAUCGGCAGUUUUGCCGGUUUACACUACCAUAAAGACAAAACGUUGCCUCAUCAGAAAAUACAAUUUUUUUUGAAAAUUGUGGAUUAGCAUGGCACAAGUCCAUAAGUCUCUCACAAAAUUCUAAACGCCUAUCUGGGUCAUCUUCAUUUGUACCUUUUAUUUAUACCUAAAUAGUAAUAGUGCCAUUUAUUUAUACUUAAAUACUUAACGACGGAUGUCUGGGAUAUCUGAUUUUCUAACGCAAUAUUGCGAGUCGUUUUAUGGCAAUCUUCUUCAACUGCCAGCAAAACAUUUAGUUGCUUCUCUUCUGAUAUACUUGACCGACCUUUCAUAUAAUUAUCCCUGACAUGACCCAAAUCCCGAUAUUUCUGUUCUAUUUUACUGACAGUACUUUGAGAUAUACGUGGCCUAUCAGGAUACUUGGCAUGAUAAAUUUCACAGACUUCCAUCUGAGUGCACAUCCUGUUUCCAUAACCAAUCAUCAUCAAAAUCUCUAUUCGCUCUCGCUCACUAAGACGUACAAUUUUUUGAAAUUUUAAUUUUAUCUUUUGAUAAACUUAACACAAGCAAAACUUUGCUUAGGCAUCUAAAUCAAACUAAAUUCACUCAAAAUUAUUUGAUUUCAACAAAUUGUGACAAGUUAACAAUCAAAAACACCAACCACAAAUGUAAAUAACCAAACAAUAACUGAUAGGUUGCUUGAUAUAAAUAACUCUUCCAAAAAUAGCCUUUUAUUGUGUUCAAUCGUCAACGGUCGAGUUUAGGUAUAGGACAUGGUACAUGAAAUGUACUUAGAAUUUGAUGUAGAACCUAAAUCUAAAAUAAAAAAUAGGUGUUUACAUUUAAAAAAAUUACGUGGAUGACCGUAACUUAUUUUUGGGCCACCCUGUAUACAUAAAAUUAUAGUAAGAAAACCCGCAGUUAAAAAUAAAAAUCGACAUGUCCGAGCGUUUUUUUUUUGAACAUACCCCUGAAUUUUAAAUGAAUUUAUUCCAACCUUUACGUUCGCACUGUAUAGACACAACAAAUAUGUAGAAUUAUACUGAGUCCCUUAUAAGGGACAGAACAAAUAUUUAUGUCUAAGAAAACAAUAACACAUGUUUGUUUUGCAGACAAAAUUGUAUAAUGAUUCUAACCUCAAACAUAUUUACUGAAUUUCUUUACCCUCCAUUUCGAGUAGAGUAAAGUUCCGGAUCCAUGGUCACAUAAAAAUACAAAAUCAAAACGCUAUCUUCGAUUUCUGCACAUGAACUGAUUUUACAACAAAUAGCGAACGUCUAGACAAAUGCACGAGGUUAUGAAAACAUUAGAAGUGCGCAUGUGCUUGAAACCAGUGGCGUCCCUUUUAAGGUACCCUACGCACUAAUGGGUUAAAAGAUAAUCAUAUUAAAUUAUUGGGAAAAAGAAACCGAAUUUUAAAAGUGGUUGUUUCCAAUACUGUGCUAUUCAAAAAAAUUAAGUAAAUGCCAAAAUUAAUGGUUUGGACAGUUUACAUAGGCGUGUAAAAAAUUUAAGUCAUAAAAUGCAAUGAAAACUAUUUUUCCGUGAUUAUUUAAUUAAAAAUUUAAAAUUUAAACGCAUUCAUCGCACCCUAUUUUAAAAUUUAAAAAAAUAUUUUUUCUAUGAUUAUAAAACAAAAAGUAGGAAAUACAGUAUCAUUGUUUUCAGAAUAUAAUUUUUUAUCGAAAUACGUAAUAAUAUACCAAGUGUCCCAUUUAAAAUAAGAAAGUUAGUGUCAUUUCCUGUUAAGCCGGAAGUGAUGGAAAACAAUAGAAUAUGUCAAAAGAUGCUCUUAUAACUAUUCUAUCGAUAUACCAAAUUUCAUUUAUUUAUCUUGAAAAGUAACAAAGUGUUCCCUUUUGCUGUGUCACCCAGCUAUAUAUAUGUGUAUAAUAUAUACACAUAUAUAUAGUCCACCAGUGAAUUCUUCCAGAAAUGCUCCAACCUCGAAUUAAAAGCAUCUUUUUAGAAGCAAUUCGUUAUUAUGUGUCGGCUUGCUAACAUAAUUUUUUACAUUAAAUCUAAAAUAAUUAAAGAACUGUGAGGCUUGGAGUAUUAUACAUUUACAUAAAAUAUGCCUAGAAUUUUAUAAAAAAUAUACAAAAAGUAUAAUAUAGAAUGUGUUCCAUUUAAAAAAAAAAAAAAAAAAAAAAAACAAAGAGGGAUAAAAAGUUAUUUUCAUAAAAUCGCAAGUUUAAAAUUAAAAAUAGUUAAAGUAUUACAUUUUUUUAAAAACGCCACCAACGGUAUAAAAAUAAAAAUAAAUAUUGUGACACAACAUAAAAUUAGUUCAACAUCAUUAAAACAAAUUUAAUCUCGGGAUCUUUUGUUUUUUUUACUUUCUCGCUAUGCUCGUUUACAUUUUUUCAUUAUAAUCAACAUAAAAUAUUGAAAAUUAGGAAUUGUCCGUAUAUGCCCUAAUUUUGGAUACGCUAAAUAAAAACUGUGAUACAAAAAAAAUACAAGAUUUUUUUUAAUUAUCGGGGUAAUAUGUAAAAUUUUCCCUAUCUUGAACAUUUUUCUUAAUGAGUGAACCAAAACUUAGAAUUUAAUCCCAGUGUACGAUAAUCCUGGGCCUGAAACUGUUGCCAAAUCAAUCAGAUUAGUCUUAUAAAAUAAAUUGAAUCUGACAAUUGUUGACAGUUAGACUAAGAAAAUGUACGUAUAAUGUAAGGGGUUAUAAAUCCGUUUAGCAUAUCAAGUGAAUUUCUUUUUUCAGCAAUAUUUAUAUCUUGAAAGUCUUAGGUGAUAUUUAUCGAAAUUUUGUAUAUUAUAAACGUUCAUUUUGUACAGGGUUGAAAAUUCUACUAUCAUAAAUUAGGGGCACUAAAAAAGAUAUAAUAUAGUUAUUCAAAUAAUUAUUUUGCUCAGAUAGUUUUGUUUAUAGCCUUUUUAUAUGUAACUAUAAAUAUGGAUUUAUUUAUAUAAUAAAAGUUUCAUAUCAGAUUUAUAAGGGAACACGCAUUGGAUGAAAUCUACAGGGUGGGUCAAAACAAUGAGUAUUUAGCUAGUUUUCCUGUGGGGUUUUUGAUCCAUCCUGUGAACACUUAAAAAUCGAAGAUUGAUACUGAUAAUAAUAAACGUGUAUAAAUACUUAAUAAAUAGACAUAUCGCGAUUAAGAGUGGUAGACACUUCUUUGAGUUUUUAUACUUCCAUAAUGUUCUGUUGUAAAUUAUUUAUUACUUCUGUUAAAAUAACUAUUAGGCUAGGUGGUGGUGCAAUCCAGGCUUAAAUUUAAGUAAUAAAAGAUAUUAUGAAAAAGUUCAA
This is a messenger RNA of Anthonomus grandis grandis, 19909 nucleotides long. It is a transcript of the gene Pgant5, whose product is annotated as polypeptide N-acetylgalactosaminyltransferase 5. Gene Ontology annotation, cellular component: Golgi apparatus. NCBI's taxonomy places the organism in Eukaryota, Metazoa, Arthropoda, Insecta, Coleoptera, Curculionidae. The coding region runs from base 290 to 2146 and encodes 618 amino acids. The record is from RefSeq and is a predicted model, not a curated record. The transcript is spliced from 11 exons.